Molecule: messenger RNA, 9384 nt
Organism: Tricharina praecox
Lineage: Eukaryota; Fungi; Ascomycota; Pezizomycetes; Pezizales; Pyronemataceae
Exons: 7
Coding region: 279-9116 (2945 amino acids)
Biological process (GO): DNA repair
Molecular function (GO): protein binding; protein serine/threonine kinase activity
Source: RefSeq, a predicted model, not a curated record
CGUACAUAUCCGUGUGUCCAUCUAAUUCGAAAUUCAAAUCUUUCGCGAACCCCACUACCUCACCUCAUCUCACCUUACCAUCUGGCCUCUGCUCGCCAGCGACCCCAAACUCGUGCGAACCCUCAGUCGGUCAAAUCACAUACAAUCACUUGGUCAAAACCCAUCUUUGUCCCGAGAGAUCAGAACCGCGCAAGACCGUCGCACUGCGUUCACACAUGUUGAACUGAGUGCUCGAGCUUCACGAACCUAAAACUCCGACGGAGAGCUCUACUGCCAGCAUGGUCUCUGAAUAUAAGCUCCUUGAGAUAUGUGACAAGAUACAGGCGAACAAGAUCAACGAGCGAUUAGGCGGCCUCAAUGAGCUCAAGCAACUCUUCUCACGGGAGCAGACUCCCAAAAACCUCAACGACAAAGCAUUCCACCGACUACUGGAGGCCAUCUUCCGUGCCACGAUCAUCGAGCGGACCCUCUACAUCAAGCAGUCCAAGACAGCUCGAGGAGCGUCGGGAACUCGUCUGACGCUAUGCGGGUCCGUCCUGCGGUCGACGGUCGAACUGGGCCGCGAGCAGUUCAAGGUCAAAACUGUGCGCGCGGUCUAUCGGCAUAUCAUGGAUACUCUGCCGGCGAAUGAGGAACUCUGCGAGCCGAUUAGCAUAGACUACACCAAGUCUCUGCGGAUGAUACUUCAGUAUGCGCCGCAUACGGAGCAUCUGAUGGCUGAAGCAUGGGAGGCUCUGGCUAAAUAUUGCUGUGAUCACGUCAAUAAACAGCUGGGCAUAGUGGAAGAGGCGGAUGGAGAGGAGGAGGAGGAGGAAGACGAAGCACGAGAGUUGGAAGUCCGGAGCUCGCGACGAGGCUCACGAGCUUCCGUGCCACGUGACUCACUGACAUCAUCCUCAGGCAGGAGAAAUCCCGCGGCACAAGCGUUUGAGUCCACCGGCCGGCUUCCUAUGGCUUUCACAGCCAGACUCACCCACGUGAGCGAGGAGCUGUUGAUGUGUCUUCAAUACCUGCUCUCAGCACCCAAUGCACCGAUACUUCCCAAUGUGCAAAUGCUCUCCACUACACUGCUUGGGUUUCUGAAGUCGCAACAGACAUCGACCCGCGCACAUCAACACGUAUUCUCGUCGAUAAACCACGUGUUGAACGUUGUCACCGCGAAUGAUCUGGGGAUAACAACCAAGAUAUGCAACGACAUCGUCCCUAUCAUCAGUCGGCUAUGGGAUACCAAGUCACCGGGUCUGCGGGAUGAAAUGAUCGUUACAUUCAUGCACUGUCAACCUCAUAUCAGAGUAGAGAUCCGCGUCACUCCGAAAGAAAACCCUCUCAGGGUCGCUGUCGAAAAUCUCUUCGAGUCCCUCUGCAGCGAGUACAUCGCUCGGUCCGAUCGUGAAAUCUUACAGCUUGACUAUGUGGUCUUUCCCUCACCGGCCAGCGCAUCCCAUAGUACCAGCCCGCUCCGUCUGCGGGCUGUCGCACUGACCAACAUCGACCAUGAUCCACGCUUAGAGCAGACCUGGAUGGUACCAAGUCUCAUCGCCACGAUGGUGGAGAUGCUUGAUAUCUCGGGCAGUACGAGUAAAAAGACUGCCGACGGAGCCCCAAAGAGGCAAAGGAUUUACGACCGCUCCGCGGAGAUGAUGAGAUACGUGCGCUCCAUGAAUGCACCGCGGAAGUUCUUGGCCUUGCAGGUGAUGUCGUUCCUGGCAGAUAUCAAUGGUAUCGACGAGGAGGAGUUUCCGUCAAUCAUACAGGAUCUAAACGGAGCUUGCUCGGACGACAAUCCCCUCAUCAUCGCUUGGGCUUUGAUUGCGAUCGGCAGUUGUGCCUUCCUGAGAUGCGCACCGGAAGAGGUAUACGCGCCGACCUGGCUUCAGGUAUGGCGGCUAUGUGCUCGCCAUGCGACAAACCAAUCCACCUGUCGAGUUGCAUGCCAUAUCAUGCGGAUCUUGAUCAGCCGGGAGUUGAUUGCAUAUCCCAGCAUCUUGAAGGACGUGGACAACACGCUGCAAGCGAUAGAUAUUAGUGGGCCGGCGAUUCUUUGCGAUUCGGCGUUGGCCCUGUGGUCGUUGAUCCUCGAGAAGCGGAACUCAACUGUGCACACUGCCCAGUACCAUGCAGGGGAGCGGCUGUUCCAGUGGUUCUGCUCGAAGUGGCGACCAGCUCAGGAAGGCCUGGACAAGAGUGGUGCUAUUGUAUAUUCUCAGAAUACCGCGGCAGUGAAUGUCAUCAACUUUUUGUUGGUUUGCUGUGGCCUCGAUCCUCUGAAAAUCGAUCCAUACCCAAUCCAAAUCUGUGGUCCUAUCGGCCAAGCUUGCAUCCGGAUCGCUCGAUAUCGCGGGCUCCACAAUAUGCUCCUGCAUGUCGAAGAGAGCACCGACGAUGCACAAUUGGAAGGCUCCAGUUUCGGCCCCGGCAGCGCCGGCAAGCCGCAUACCGACCUGCAAAAGCAGAUGAUCGCAUUUCUGCUCCGGCAGAUGGAGACGGUCGGCGACAAAUGGGCCGAGAUCUGCAGUCAAAAGCAGGGCGUCAACAGUGUCGUCAUGCAGAACUUCGUUGGUACCAUCCUUACGGCUAGUAUUCUUUGCGCGAAGCUCUCGUACUCCAGCAGUGUUCUGGAAGAGAAAUUGCGCGAAUCAGUGUAUGUCAGUUUAGGCGACUAUCUGGUCAGCGACGAGUGCUCGCUGAAGCAGAUUGAUGGAUUGCUCUUCGAGAUUCAAGCCUUGCUCCCAAAAGCUUCGCGGAUGGUCGGGUCGCCUGGUAGAUUCGAGCACAAUCUCGAGGGCGUCACGGCAAGCCUAAUUGUUCAGAUUUCCGACGUACUCGAAGGCAAGGAGAAAGCAGCAAUUUCGUUUCGAGAUUCGGGCGAGAAGGAUGCAAUGGACAUCGAUCAUGACGACUUCGGCUUCCCUAGUGGUCGGAUGGAGGAAGAGAAGAAGAUUGGAUUGCUUCGGGAAGACGUGGAGGCAGCAUGCUCGGAGGAAUCGUUCAGGUCCACAACGUCGGCGCAACUUGCACUUUGCUCGAUGUUGCUCAAGAAUCCGGAACAGCCGGAAGAAGUGUGUGGCCAGUUCGCUUCCUACCUCAAGGAGAUCCCGACACACAAACUGGUCAUGAUACGCUCCUUCGUCAGAGAUUUCGUGUUUGCGGCGAGUGACGUGCUACGCGACAACGACGCGGCUAAUAUCUGCGAACAUAUCGCGCACGAGCUUCUCGCACCGUACCUUCUGGAGAGGUGUGAGAUCAGUUCACUACUCACAAUGGACAUCAUAACUGCGCUGGCAAAUAAGUGGAGCGUCGGCAGUGGACCGGCGGAUAUCACCGAGACUUGCGAACAAGUCUACGAUCAUGUCAUCAAGACAGGGCUGGACAAGAAGGUCACUUCGCAUGCGAUACGAAUCGGCAUCGCGGAUCUUCUGGAGCGGAUUCUGCAUGUUAAUCCGAACUUUGGGAAAGAUGAUCCACAGCCUCCUUUGGAGUUGUUUAUCGGCCUUCUCAAGGAUUCGGACAGUCGCGUCAUCUACUUUGUGUCGCAGAAGCUACAUACCCUGUUUAAGAUCUUUGGCGAGUCCGCUCAUUUGAAGCUUACCGAAGAUAUCGAGGCGGCACUCCCUUCAGCCAAGGACUGGGUCGAAGGCUUGGCUAUUCGAGUAUAUGCUCUGGGGCUUGUGGGGCUGGUCAGCUUGUCAAACAUAUCGCGGAUCGUUUACAGGAUCUUCGAGACCGGACAACUGCCGCAAGCCUCGCUUUAUGCAGCAAAUUCAUUGCUGACCAUUGCCAAAGCUUUCGGAUUUGAAUCCCAACGCCAACUGUUCAAACUGUUUAGCGUUCAAUUGCUUUAUACCUGGACGGAGCACUACGAACUCGAUAAUUUUCCAUCCGAGGUCUUUGGGUAUGGAUCUCUAACAGAGAUGUGCGAGGAUGUUCCCGAUGAACUCAUCGCUCAGUUGUUGGUGAGGGACCGCGAUGAACAGGCCGAGGCAGUGGCGCAGCGAAAUGGGAAGUCGCUGAGUGAGUUGUUGGUCCCGUCUUUUGCCAAAGUCGUUGCGUACUGCAUGGCGUGGGCUGUACGUUAUCCGCCUCAAGCACCAGCGGAGGGAGAAGCACCAAGGCCGCCUCUGAUCGCUCGGAUACGGGCUAUACUGGGUGAUGGACAGUACCGUACGCUUUUCAUCACCCAGUUUCCACUUAUCAUCUCAAACCUAUACGAGCUGAUGCAGGAGGAUGGAACCUCGGAGAAACUCUUGUCCAGGGAUGUAAAACUGGCCAAUGUUGCCGCGGCCAUGAAGGACCUCAUUGCUGAGGGCUAUUCGGAAAGGAAGUUGGCCCAUCAGCUUCCACCACGAUUUAGUACUCGCGUCAUCCUCAAUACCAUUCCUCAUGCCUGCGAUAUCUGUGGUAUCAACGACAGUAACGAGCUCUGGCACGCCUCUAUGGUAACCUAUAUAGCGCGGAGGCUUUUCGAUACAUUGCAUCCAGCCCGCGGGCCUGUGCAUGCCUGUGGCGUCCUUCGGAACAUCAGAUUGUUGGUCUGCCUAGCGGGAAAUACGGCUCACGAAGGAUACCAGCUUCAGAUGCUGAUUCAUGGACUGAAAACUUACAUCGUGGAUAUCGCCUGCGCAGAGGAUGUUGUUGGUAUCAUCCGGUAUCUUUUGAUCAAAGGUAACGGCUAUCUGUCGAAGAAGCCUUCUUUCGUUAUCGCCACCUUCCUUUCCAUAAUGGCAGACAUCAAGGAGUUCAUGCAGAAGAACUUCGACACGCUGGAAGAGCAGACUCGUACUACUCUCUCCGUCGUACGGAAGUUCCGGACAUGGUUCGCAGAUCACCUCUCAACGCUGGUGUUUACCAACCUUGACAUGGAGCAAAAUAGAGCAUUCCAGGCGAUGGUCCACUCGGCAGUGCAGUUCCGCCGCAUCGGAAACGCAGAAAAGGACACCAAGGAGAGCGAGCUCAUCCGGCUACUCCUUGACGACGACAUGGCUGGUGAUGCAAAGCUGAUGGACGAUGCCUCUCGAGAGUUGGCAUUUUCGCUCUUCUGUGGCAACUUCCAGCGGCCCGGAGACUUCAGGGACGACAUAUUCGGCUCCGAUCAGGUUUCGUUCGAUCGGUCGAAAUCUAUGCUGGAAAUUUGCAGACAUUCGUCCGUCGGCGACGGGUUCCUGCUGUGGUCGGCGAGAGUCCUGGGACGUGCUUAUGCUGCCACAGGACAGCUGCAUAAUGAAUGGACGCAUGAGAUGACGUUUGAGGAUCCGAACAAAAACGUUUUGCCGAGGGCUAAUGCCGUCAUCAAAGAUUAUGAUCUGACGGCAAGAAUUGGAAUUUUGCGGAGACUCAGGGACUUGCUUUUCUCGAAUGAUAAAGUGGUUGCUGGAGUGGCGGAACGUGCCCUCUCACAGAUAGUUCGGGAAGAGAGCCACCGUGGAGAAUCCGAUACUUACUUGCACGUCUUGGAGAAUCAUGAAUAUAAAGCUCUCCAGAUCUAUGUGCCCGUUUCGGAAAACUUGACGCCCCAAUCUCUAGCACCGUUCAGGAAGAUCGAGACACCCGUCCCGGUGUGGCUCAAGGAUUUGACAGUGGCCAUGUGCACCAACAUGCGCGAAUCGCCGGUCAUCAACGGCCUAAUCCGAGUUCUCCGGGAAGUGAAAGGAGUAGCGGCAGAGCUGUUUCCCUGCAUCACGCAGGUCCUGCUUGCUCGCGACCAUCUGGCAAAGAAGGGAUUGCGAGAAGAUUUAUCCAGCGUUUUCCGCGAGUGCUUCAAGAACCAUACCGAAAAAACCGUUGCGCACAACACCGUUCUGAUCAAAACCAUUCUCUACCUCAGGUCGCGGCCGAGGGAUGGAGAAACUACGGCUUCCGAUAGAGACUUCUGGUUAGAAGUCGAUUUCCUCGAGGCGGCGAAGGCGGCGUGCGCCUGCAAGAUGUUUAAGACCGCUUUGCUGUUCACGGAGAUUCAUAAUUUUCACACUAAGAUGGACAUUCCUCCGGAGUUGCUACUCGAGAUCUUUCAGAAUGUCGACGAUCCCGAUUCUUUCUAUGGCGUUAACCAGGAAUAUAACCUGAGGACGGUGCUGCAUAACUUUGAGUAUGAGGGCAACGGUUGGAAGAGUUUGUCGCUUCGAGCCGCCAAUCUUGAGAGCGGCAUUCGUCAGGGCCAGAUAGCGGAGCCAGAAACCCUGGGAGUAGUCGAUGCCUUUAACACCCUGGGCAUGAAUGGACUCUCGCACUCGUUCCUCCAGGAAGGAGCCCGCGCAACCACAUCCGCCAGAGCGGUAGAUAACAUCUACCGUUCGGCCUGGAAAUUAGAGCAAUGGGACUUACCAUGUCCUACCGGCUGCAACACCAGAUCCACGCCCAUCUUCCGAGCUCUGCAGUCUCUCAACAACACUGUGGAUGCAAGGCCGACUGCGGAACACACGGAUCCGCACUUCCUGGGAGUCAUGAAGCAAAUGAUCUCCGCUACCCAAACAAACCACACGCUCGGCGAGAAUAUGAGAACACUGGCCAUGUUGACGGAGAUGGAGGAGGUGCUUGCGUCCGCGGACCGGAAGCAACUGACCGAAGCCUGGGAUAGGCAGCAGGGUAGGAGUGCAUGGAUGGAUACUGGAAGGUAUGCGGAAGUCGAAGAGAUGAUGGCAAUGCGACAAGCAACCUUCGGUUCGCUGGCCAAGCGGAUGCACCUACGGAUGCGCUCCGGCACGGACGUCAUAGGCGAGAAGAACGCCAGGAAAAUGGAGGCGAAAACACUGAUUAGUUGCUGCAAGAUGGCACGCAAGCAUGAAAUCCUUCAGCACGCCAUCUCUGCUGCCACGCAACUGGAAAACCUCGUGCAGCCGUGUAAGGAUGCGGGCUUGGACAUCAGUGGGGUAGCUGCUCUCCAGGCGGCCAACGUUCUGUGGCUGGAUGGGCAUGCCGUGGCAUCAAUUCAUAUGCUUUCUGCACUGGAACAAGAUACGAACGCAACUUCGCAGAGUAUUGAGGUCGGUAGGGCCAAACUAUUGGCGAUACUGGGUAGUCGGAUCUCCGAAGCACGGCUCGAGAAGCCUGACAAAAUCAUGAGUCGGUACCUCGAGAAUGCAAUCAUCGAGCUCAACCACAAGGAGACUGGAUCCGAAGCUGGUCGCGUAUUUCACUUGUUUGCAACUUUCUGCGACCAGCAGCUGCAAAACCCAAACAACAUCGAGGACUACGAACGUGCACUCAAGUUGAAACGAGACAAGGAGGGUGAAGUCAACCAGCUGGCCCAGAUGAUGCACUCAUCUGCUAACAAGAACGCGGUCAUCCGCGAGAACGUCAAGGCUAAAUCGUGGUUGGCACUGGACGAGGAGGAGUACUCUCACCUUCGGAACAACCGCGAUGCGUUCCUGGAGAAGAGUGUGGCCAAUUACUUGAAGUGCUUGAUUGCGUGUGACGACUUCGACCACGAUGCCGUCCGAUUCUCAGCACUGUGGCUGGCACACUGGGACGAGGAUAGGGUCAACAGGGUGGCUACGGAUGUCGAAAACGUUCCUACAAGGAAGCUGGUACCGCUGAUCAACCAGCUUUCGUCCCGACUGCAGUCGGAGAAGGGCGCUCAUUCGAUUCAUCCGUUCCAGAGCCUCCUGCUGAGACUCAUCAUUCGGAUGUGCCAACAGCACCCGUACCAUGGAAUCUAUCAAAUUCUUGCGAUCUCAAAGACUCGCACCAAGGAUGAAGCUUCUAUCUCCAGACAGCGAGCUGCACUGCAGGUUACUAAGUACCUUAAGAGCGGCAACACGAAGAAUGCCAUGUAUGCCCUGGAAACUACAACGAAGGUGUACGACAAGCUCGCGCAUGCCACGGGGCCUCAGAAGUUGGCCAAGGGAAGGUCGAUUACGCUCAAGGAUCUGAUUCCAGAUUGCCGGAAGGUGUUUGAGAGGGAUAUCGGAACAUACAAUAUUCCACCACCAACCAUGCACAUCGCGAUCAGGGCGGAUUGCGAUUACUCUUCGCUGCCAAUUAUUACGAGAUUCAAUCCCCUGGUGGUUCUAGCUUCGGGUGUAAGCAUGCCCAAGAUCAUCAAGUGCGAGGCUUCAGAUGGAAAUGUCUUCAAGCAACUGGUCAAAGGUGGUCAGGACGAUUUACGACAAGACGCCAUCAUGGAACAGGUGUUCGAACAAGUCAGUAUUUUGCUACGGAAGUGGCGCAUGACUCGACAGCGCGACCUCAAAAUCCGCUCCUACAUGGUGAUCCCACUCACCGCCACAAGUGGCAUCAUCGAGUUCGUCGCCAACACAAUCCCGCUUCUCGAAUACCUCUUCCCAGCACAUACAAAAUACUUCCCCAAUGCCUGGGCCCCGUCCAAAGCCCGCAAAGUCAUCUCGGACGCCCAGAACCGUUCCAGGACCGAGCGCGUACGGGCAUACCGGCUCGCUGCGGAAAACUUCCCCCCAGUCCUGCACUUCUUCUUUAUGCACGAGUUCGAAGGGCCCGAUCUCUGGUUCGCCUCGCGCCUUGCAUACACGCGCAGCACAGCGGCGAUCUCGAUUCUCGGCCACAUUCUCGGCCUCGGCGAUCGCCACGGCCACAACAUCCUCCUUGACAGGAAGACCGGCGAGGUUAUCCAUAUCGAUCUCGGUGUGGCAUUCGAGCAGGGCCGUGUUUUGCCCGUUCCCGAGGUGGUCCCGUUCCGCCUUACAAGAGACAUUGUCAGCGGCUUUGGGAUCACGGGCACGGAGGGAGUAUUCCGCCGGUGUUGCGAGUACACGCUCGAGGUCCUGCGCAACGAGUCGUACAGCAUUACCACCGUGCUCGACGUGUUGAAGUACGAUCCGCUAUACAGCUGGUCGCUCUCUCCCCUGCGGAUGAAACGGAUCCAGGACCACUCGCUCGAACAGAAGGAGCAGGAACGCCUCGAGGAGGAGGAACACGCCGCAAAAGAGAAGGCGCGCGUAAGGCGCCAGGAUUCGGACGGGAAAGAGGCCGACGAGAAGAAGAAGAAGCUCCAGGCUGAGGCUGAGGCUGAGAGGGCCCUCACGGUCGUCUCGAAGAAACUCUCCAAGACCCUGAGUGUUUCGGCCACGGUUAACGAGUUGAUCCAGCAGGCCGCCGAUGCGAAAAAUCUUGCUGUGCUCUAUUCCGGUUGGGGCGCUUACGCGUGAUCCACGAGGGAGACCUCCCUGAGGGGGUGGGAGUGGAUGAGCUGGAGUAGGGCGUUGGGAGUUUUCUUUGGCUUGGACUUUGUAUUUUUGCGUUUGGGGAUGAAAAUGCGGGAACUGGGGGUGGCGGGCGUUUGUAUCUAAAGUAGGUAGAGGAUUUAUGGGAAACGAAAGGAAAAUGCGGUGAUCAUGUUCUGCGAGGUCUACACAUAGUUAAGGUGAAUAGGAAUUCAGUGUUCUCAGAAUGAAUGAGCGCGAGUGAUAUCGUGGG